UAUCAAAAGAGUAGCAACAAUGACGGCAAUUGGCGGAUUAACAAAAUUUUUUCGCUUCUCGCGAAGUGCACACGUGUUACUGCGGCGUUCUAACACUUUAAAUUCCAACACAAAAAGUAACAUUUUAAUAACAGUAAAUUGCGAUAAAAGACAGUUUACAACAGCAACAAAACAAUUUCAGAAUAAGAAAGACAUUUUGUUAAAAGAAGUAAAUAAAAUGUCUAGCUAUACAACAGUCGAGAAAGGAGCACCGGAUUCCACCAACUACAGCAUUUACUUUCAAAAUGAAGAGGGACACGCAAUUUCGCCUUUACAUGACAUACCACUCUAUGCCAAUGAAGAAAAAACUAUUUACAAUAUGGUUGUAGAGAUACCACGGUGGACAAACGCAAAAAUGGAGAUUAGUUUAAAGAAUCCAUUGAACCCCAUCAAACAAGAUAUCAAAAAGGGUAAACUUCGUUAUGUGGCAAAUUGCUUCCCACAUAAGGGUUACAUUUGGAACUAUGGUGCAUUCCCACAAACAUGGGAAAAUCCUGAUCAUAUUGAAUUGUCUACCGGCUGCAAAGGUGAUAAUGAUCCAAUUGAUGUUUUAGAAAUUGGUUAUCGUGUUGCCCAACGUGGAGAAGUCGUACAGGUUAAAAUACUUGGCACUGUUGCACUUAUUGAUGAAGGCGAAACUGAUUGGAAGAUUAUAGCUAUCGACAUUAGAGAUCCAUUAGCUGAAAAAUUAAAUGAUAUAUGUGAUAUAUAUAAGCAUUGUCCAGGCUUGUUGCGUGCAACAGUCGAAUGGUUCAAGAUUUAUAAAAUUCCUGAUGGUAAACCAGAAAAUCAAUUUGCUUUCAAUGGUGACCCAAAAGAUGCGCAAUUCGCCAUUAAAGUAGUUUCUGAGACUCAUAACUUCUGGAAAGGAUUAGUGGAUCAAUCUUUGAAUGCUGGCAGUAUUUCAUGUGCUACUACAACUGUUAAAAAUUCACCAUAUCUCAUUAAUCAAGAGGAUGCUGACAAAAUACUAGCUGAAGCACCAGAAGGUGGUGAUGUACAAGACGUUAGUGAUACAGUUGAUAAAUGGCAUUUCAUUCAUUUAGGAUGAACAUCCACCAACAUUUACCACAUUAACCAUGAAUAAAAUUAAAUUAUGAUUUGUGUAUCGAUCUGUUAGAAUCUUAAUGCCGUUUCAAGUGCUUAUAAUCCAAUCCCUACUAAAUGCACUACAAUUAUUCCAAAGCACUAGAAACAGUGAUUUUAAAUAAAAAUGUAAAAAAUUGUAUAAAUUCGA
Teleopsis dalmanni is the source of this 1276-nucleotide messenger RNA. RefSeq names its product inorganic pyrophosphatase-like. NCBI's taxonomy places the organism in Eukaryota, Metazoa, Arthropoda, Insecta, Diptera, Diopsidae. Gene Ontology annotation, biological process: phosphate-containing compound metabolic process. Gene Ontology annotation, cellular component: cytoplasm. The coding region runs from base 20 to 1090 and encodes 356 amino acids. Gene Ontology annotation, molecular function: inorganic diphosphate phosphatase activity; magnesium ion binding. The transcript is spliced from 6 exons. The record is from RefSeq and is a predicted model, not a curated record.